Messenger RNA from Emiliania huxleyi CCMP1516, 1092 nucleotides. RefSeq lists its product as hypothetical. Lineage: Eukaryota; Haptophyta; Isochrysidales; Noelaerhabdaceae. The record is from RefSeq and is a predicted model, not a curated record. Bases 1 to 1092 code for a protein of 363 amino acids. The transcript has 9 exons. Gene Ontology annotation, molecular function: ATP binding; nucleic acid binding.
AUGGACCGCAUAGCCUGGCUAUUUACCGCAUCGGCCAGCGACGACGCAAACCAGCUGCGCAAGGCGCUGCGGAUCCACGCGUACGGCAACGACGUGCCUCCCCUGGCGCAGUCCGCGCACCAGCUGUCGGAGGCGCACGGGCUGCGGCCGUACCUCUACCAAAACAUGAUGACGGCCGGCUACCACGAGCUGACGAGGGUGCAGAUGCAGGCAGUGCCCGCGCUGCUCGCCGGCCGAGAGCUCCUCGCGUGUGCGCCGACGGGGUCGGGAAAGACGGCCGCCUUCGUGGUGCUCAAGCUGGCAGCGGGCGGGAAGGUGAGCGUGGCGCUGCUGACGCGCAAGAUGGAGGUUCGGCUGCUCGUCCUCGACGAGGCCGACAAGCUGCUCGAGCUGGGCUUCCUCGAGCAGGUCGACACGCUGCUCGCCGCCUGCUCGCACGCCGAAGUCAGCCGCGCCCUCUUCUCGGCGACGAUGCUCCCCGCCAUCGAGUCGCUCGCAGACACGGUGCUGCGGCAGCCGGUGCGGGUGGUGGUGGGCGAGAAGAACGCGGCGGCCGAGACGGUCGAGCAGUCCCUCGUCUUCGUCGGCCGCGAGGACGGCAAGAUGCUCGCGCUGCGGCAGAUGAUAAGACAGGGCAUCCAGCCGCCGGAGCGCGCGGUGCAGCUCUUCCAUGAGCUCGUGCUGGACGGGCUGCGCGCGCAGCGCGACGCGAUUGUGGACCAGUUCCGCAAGGGGCAGGUCUGGGCGCGCGGGAUGGACUUCAAGGGCGUCAAACUGGUGGUCAACUUUGACUUCCCGCAGACGACCGUCUCGUACAUCCACCGCAUCGGCCGCACCGGCCGCGCAGGCAUGCGGGGCAAGGCCGUCACCUUCUUCACCGAGCAGGAAGCGCGGCCCAGUGACGUCGAGCAGCUGCGCUCCAUCGCAAACGUGAUGAAGGCGAGCGGCUGCGGUGUGCCGGACUGGAUGCUCCGGCUGCAACCAAUGCGCAAGCAAAAGCGAAAGGCGAUCGCGGUCAAGCCGCGCUCUCGCAAGGCGGUCGCCAAGCGCGCGCGUACCGAGCCCGUCUCCGCGCGCGGCGUUUUGGUUUGA